AUGGAUGAAGAGUACGAUGUCAUUGUUCUUGGUACUGGGCUGACCGAAUGUAUUCUGUCCGGCCUCCUGUCUGUUGAGGGCAAGAAGGUUUUGCACAUGGAUAGGAACGACUACUACGGUGGAGACAGUGCCAGCUUGAACCUGACUCAGCUCUACCGCAAGUUCAGGCCAGAGCUGGCGCCACCCCCUGAGCUUGGUCGAGACCGCGACUACGCUGUCGAUCUUAUUCCCAAGUUCAUUAUUGCGUCCGGGGAACUUACGCGGAUCUUGGUACACACUGAUGUCACUCGAUACCUCGAAUUCAAGCAGAUCUCAGGCAGUUAUGUGUAUCGCGACGGCAAGAUUUCGAAGGUGCCCAGUACAGAGAUGGAGGCGGUCAGGAGUCCUCUGAUGGGCUUGUUCGAGAAACGUAGGGCGAAGAAAUUCUUUGAGUUCUUGCAGGGGUGGAAGGAUGAGGAUCCAGCUACACAUCAGGGUAUCAAUCUAGACAAGGAUACCAUGAAGACUGUCUACGAGAAGUUUGGCCUGGAGCCUGGCACUCAAGACUUCAUCGGUCACGCAAUGGCACUGUACUUAGAUGACGACUACAAGACCAAACCUGCCCGACCGGCGUAUGAACGGAUCGUUCUUUACACCUCCUCCAUGGCGCGGUACGGCAAGUCUCCUUACAUCUACCCCUUGUAUGGUCUUGGAGAACUACCGCAAUCAUUUGCGCGUCUGAGUGCCAUCUAUGGUGGUACAUAUAUGCUUGAUAAGCCCAUCGACGAGAUUGUCACCGAUGCAAAUGGCAAGUUUGUUGGAGUGCGGAGCGGUGGCGAGACGGUGAAGGCCAAACAAGUCAUUGGUGAUCCCAGCUACUUCGGCGCAGGUCAAUCGGGUGAGGCGGGUCAAAUUCGAGUCAUAGAGGAGGGUAAGGUUGUUCGGGCAAUUUGUUUCCUCAAACAUCCUAUUCCUGGCACGGAUGAUGCGGAUAGUGCCCAAAUUAUAAUUCCCCAGAAUCAAGUUGGCAGACGAAAUGACAUUUAUAUCGCCGUGGUCUCCUCAACGCAUAAUGUAUGCGCUAAGGACGUCUACGUUGCCAUUGUCAGCACUAUCGUGGAGACGGAUAAGCCAGAGCAGGAAAUUGCCCCCGGAUUGCAGCUUCUGGGCCCAAUUUACGAUAAGUUUGUGUCGGUCUCGUCCCUUUACACACCUACGUCCACCGGCGAGGCCGACCAGAUUUUCAUCACGCGCUCGUACGAUGCAACCUCCCACUUCGAAACUGUCGUUGAAGAUGUUCACAAUGUUUGGAAGCGAGUCGUUGGCAAGGACCUCGUACUCAAAAAGCGCGAAGUCGAGGUUGAAGCAUAG
Molecule: messenger RNA, 1350 nt
Organism: Fibroporia radiculosa
Lineage: Eukaryota; Fungi; Basidiomycota; Agaricomycetes; Polyporales; Fibroporiaceae
Exons: 7
Coding region: 1-1350 (449 amino acids)
Biological process (GO): protein transport; small GTPase-mediated signal transduction; vesicle-mediated transport
Cellular component (GO): cytoplasm
Molecular function (GO): Rab GDP-dissociation inhibitor activity
Source: RefSeq, a predicted model, not a curated record